AUGCCAGCUUUCAGCUGGGACACCAAGCAGGAUCAUAAAAGGGAAAUCUCCCGCCAGGCAUGUGAGGCUCAGUGUCCACAGUGCCUGCAGUAUCUGAAUGACCCUGAACUGAAACACUUCAUAGGAGACCCCAAUGAUGCUCUGGAAGAACCAGAGAUGUUGGCUGAAACACUGUUGAAUGUUUACGAAGAGAGCGAGAAAGGUAUUGAGAGCGACGACUUUCUCCCACAACAUAAAAUAACCUGCUUCAGUGUUUAUGACAUAGUUGGCCAUCUGUGCCCCUUUGAUACAGGCCUAGUUGAGAAGAAUAUAGAACUCUAUUUCAGUGGUGUAGUAAAACCAGUCUUUGCAGAAGACGCAAGUUCAGAGGGUGGCAUCAAAGCCAAAGCACUUGGUCCUAUAAAUGCAUGGUGGAUUGUUGGUUAUGAUGGGGGAGAGAGAGCUUUUAUUGGAUUCACAACAGGUUUUGCCGACUAUAUUCUGAUGGAACCUAGUGAGGAAUACGCUCCCAUCUUUUCACUGAUGUAUGAGAAGAUGUACCUGAGUAAAACAGUUGUGGAAUUUUUACAGGCAAAUACUGAUGCCACUUAUGAAGACCUCAUCAAUGCAAUAGAAAAAUCAACACCACUUCCUGGGUUGAAUUUUAGCCGGUUCACGGAAGAUACCCUCAUUCGUCAUUCCCAAUUUAUAGUAGAUCAAGUACAAUCUUAUGAUGAGGCCCGAGACAUUGAUGAGGAGCCCAUCAUUGUUGCACCCUGCAUGAGAGAUGUGAUUAGCUUAGCUGGUGUUACCUUGGGACAAAGACGAGCUGCAAGGCAGCAAGCCAUCAAGCACACUACCAAAGUGAACAAGACGCAAGCCCUAACCAAAGCCACCACCACCAAGCUCGUCUAUCAGAUCUUUGAUACUGUGUUCUCAGAGGAAAUAGACAAAAAUGGAAAAGACAAUGGAAAAGACAGGAAUGGAAAAGAUGAGGCAGACACUGCGGUGAAGCGUAGGCGCUGUGGUAUCUGUGAGGUUUGCCAACAGGCUGAGUGUGGAACGUGUGAGGCCUGCAAGGAUAUGGUUAAAUUUGGUGGCAGUGGGCGCAGCAAGCAGGCUUGCCUACGGAGAAGGUGCCCAAAUCUAGCUGUGAAGGAGGCAAAAGAGGAUGAAGAACUUAAUGAGGAUAUUCCUAACACAGUAUCACCCAAGAAAAUGCUCCAACAGAAGAAAAAAAAACGGAACAAGACUAAGAUCUCCUGGAUUGGCGCUCCAAUCAAGGAGGGAGCGAGAAAUUACUAUGAGAUGGUGUCCAUUAACUCUGAAAAACUAAAAGUAGGUGAUUGUAUAUCCAUCAGUCCUGAUGACCCCUCCCAACCACUAUGGUUAGCUAGAAUUGCUUCGUUAUGGGAAGACAGCAGUGGACAGAUGUUUCAUGCUCACUGGUUCUGUACUGGGGUAGAUACUAUCCUUGGGGAAGCAUCAGACCCUCUGGAGCUCUUCUUGGUAGAUGAGUGUGAAGAUAUGCAGCUCUCCUAUAUCCAUGGCAAAGUGAAUGUUAUUUAUAAAGCACCUUCAGAAAACUGGUCCAUGGAGGGGGGGUCAAAUAUAGAGCUCAAAGUGAUUGAAGAUAACAGGAGAAACUAUUUCUACCAGUUGUGGUAUGAUCCAGACUGUGCAAGGUUUGAGACUCCUCCAAAGGUCGAACCUCCAAAGGAAAACAAAUACAGGUUCUGCACAAGCUGUGCCCAUCAGUCUGAAAUGAAGGAAAAGGAAAUCUCCAGAGUCUCAGAGCCCCUAGAAGAAGUUGAUGACAAAAUAUUCUAUAGCCUGGCAAUGAAAAAUGGUGUACAGUACAGGAAAGGAGAUGGAGUUUUCUUAUUGCCUGAGGCUUUUGAGUUCUUCAAGGCUCCAACUGUAACCAAGAAGUUGAAAGAAGCAGUGAAUGAGGACCAAUACCCAGAAUACUACCGAAAAAAAUCGGAUUAUAUUAAAGGCAGCAACCAGAAUGCCCCUGAGCCAUAUCGCAUUGGCCAAAUCAAAGAAAUUUUCUGUCACAAACAAAGUAAAAGAACAGAUAUCAAACUCAGAAUUAACAAAUUUUACAGACCAGAGAAUAUCCAUGAAUGUAGGAUGAACAAGUUUUGGGAGGAUAUCAACCUAUUAUACUGGAGUGAUGAAGAAGUUGUUGUGAAUUUUAAAGACGUGCAAGGCCGCUGUGUUGUGAAGUAUUUGGAAACGAUGACAGAACCUACUGAGAAAUACUCUCUUGGUGACCCGGAACACUUUUAUUUCCAAGAGGCCUAUACUGCAAAAAGUAAAAGUUUUGAAGAAGUUCCAAGUUAUGCCCGUGGUGAUAAGGACAAAGGAAAAGGCAAAGGUAAAGGCAAAAGCAAGGGAAAAUCUGUAGCAGUGGAGCCAAGUGAGCAGGAAACAACAGAAAUAAAGCUGCCCAAGCUUCGCACCAUGGAUGUGUUCUCUGGCUGUGGAGGAUUGUCUGAAGGCUUUCACCAAGCAGGAGUAUUUGAAACACUGUGGGCCAUUGAAAUGUGGGAGCCUGCCGCCCAGGCAUUCUGUCUGAAUAAUCCUGGGACCACUGUCUUCACAGAAGAUUGUAAUGUUCUCCUGAAGAUGGUUAUGUCUGGGGAGAAGACCAACUCCCUGGGCCAGAAGCUGCCUCAGAAAGGAGAUGUAGAAAUGUUGUGUGGUGGCCCACCCUGCCAAGGGUUUAGUGGCAUGAAUCGCUUCAACUCACGCACUUAUUCCAAGUUCAAGAACUCCCUAGUUGUCUCCUUCCUCAGCUACUGUGAUUACUACAGACCUAGGUUUUUCCUACUAGAGAAUGUAAGAAACUUUGUGUCAUUCAGACGUUCCAUGGUCCUGAAGCUGACCCUCCGAUGUCUGAUUCGAAUGGGAUACCAGUGUACAUUUGGUGUAUUACAGGCUGGCCAGUAUGGCAUUGCUCAGACGAGAAGAAGGGCCAUCAUCCUAGCUGCAGCCCCAGGCGAGAAACUCCCCAAGUUUCCAGAACCCCUGCAUGUUUUCACAACCAGAGCCUGCCAGCUCGCUGCAGUGGUGGAUGGCAAGAGAUUUGUCAGCAACAUAAAGAGGCUGAAUGCUGCUCCAUUUCGAACGAUGACUGUCUUUGACACAAUGUCGGACCUUCCAAAUAUCAAGAAUGGUGCCUCAGAAGAAGAGAUUCCUUACAAGGGGGAGCCCAAAUGUUGGUUCCAGAGACAGUUAAGGGGCUCAAAAGAUCAACAUAUCCUCAGGGACCAUGUCUGUAAGGAAAUGAAUGCUUUGGUGAGUGCUCGAAUAAAACUGAUUCCUCUGACCCCAGGGUCAGACUGGCGAGACCUUCCUAACAUCCAGGUACACAUCUCAGAUGGCUCUGUGACCAAGAAACUCCGCUAUAAUCAUAAUGAUAAGAAGAAUGGACGUAGCAGUACUGGAGCCUUUAGAGGGGUCUGCGCCUGUGCGAAAGGUAAACCUUGUGAUCCUGCAGAUAGACAGUUCAACACCUUGAUUCCAUGGUGCCUGCCCCACACUGGGAACAGGCACAACCAUUGGGCUGGGCUCUAUGGAAGGUUGGAAUGGGAUGGCUUCUUCAGCACUAUGCUUACUGAUCCUGAACCCAUGGGCAAUCAGGGUCGAGUACUUCACCCAGAACAGCACCGAGUCGUGAGCGUACGGGAGUGUGCUCGGUCCCAGGGAUUCCCAGAUACCUACAGAUUGGUUGGCAGUACUUUAGAUAAACACAGACAGGUGGGUAAUGCAGUGCCUCCACCCCUUGCCAAAGCCAUAGGCCUGGAGAUCAAGCUCUGUGUGUUGGCCAAACUGAAAGAGAAUGCCGCAGGUAGGUGUCAAUGUGGCUAGAGGACUUUCUGGUGUGUGAAAUGGAUUGUGUGCAACUAUAUUAUAGGGGUAGUAUGUGGUAGCUCAGCUCUCCCCUUUUCCUCUCCUCAUUGGUCACUGAGUCUAAGCAGACUA
Vombatus ursinus (common wombat) is the source of this 3972-nucleotide messenger RNA. RefSeq names its product DNA (cytosine-5)-methyltransferase 1-like. The record is from RefSeq and is a predicted model, not a curated record. The coding region runs from base 1 to 3858 and encodes 1285 amino acids. Gene Ontology annotation, molecular function: zinc ion binding; DNA (cytosine-5-)-methyltransferase activity; chromatin binding. The transcript is spliced from 26 exons. Gene Ontology annotation, cellular component: nucleus. Lineage: Eukaryota; Metazoa; Chordata; Mammalia; Diprotodontia; Vombatidae.